AUGAUGUCCUCACUAGCUCCUCUUGUCUCUCUAAUCUUCCUAGCCCUCUCCGGAGCGGUUACUGUUGCAGCUUUCCCCACUGCCUCUGAUCACACUCUGGCCAAGCGUGCGACCAUCGCCGACUCUCAGACUGUCGCCACCAGCCUUGCGAACCUUGGCGCAUCUGGAUCAACCACCACAAUCAAUGCUGGUGUGACGUACUGGCUUGCUGGUUACAGUCCACACAAUGUCUACGGCAACCUUGACAACUCGGGCAAUCUCAUCAUCAGCCAGACUGCGUACACUGCCUCCACUCCUGGAGGCAUGAGCAGUUACUUCCAACGGACUGGCUCUUCUGACUACACUCUGCAAAACCGCGCAGGCGCCACCAUUCAGCUCAACGACGUCUACGCUGCCUCGGCACCCAGCUACUAUUGGUGGUUGAACCAGAUGGCCAACGCAGGACUCAUCGUCAUGGAGCAGGUCAACAGCAACCUCGGCACUGCGGCCAGCUGGGCCGUCGGAGUCCGCACAGUGGCAGGCACGACUCCUUCACAGGUCAUUACCAACGACGGAGGAUUCUUGAUGCGCCAGGCUCGUGUCGAUCUCACUCACAACGUCGCCGGCAGUGGUUGCUGGAUGAUCGACGACGGUGCCACUCUUUUCUUGCAGAGCGGCGUCGGUAUCUACCAGAGUGCCACCGCUAAAUUCUCGCCUCUGAGUGGACAGUCGAUCAGCUUUGUGGGUGCCGGUGUCCUGCACAUGGACUCUGGUGUCUACGCCUACAACUCGACUUUCGGACCCACUGUCUACGGCUUCGACAGUGGCAAGGCCAUCGAGUUCAGUGAGGUCAUCAAGAGCUACAGCUACACCAGCUCUACCGGUGUUCUCCGAGUCGUCUUCACCUCCGGCAACAGCGUCUCUAUCACACUGGCUGGCUCCUACUCUUCGUCGAGCUUCUCUACUGGUACCCAGGCCAACAAGUAUGGUUCUUACAACGCCCUCUUCUCAUCGACUUCGCCAGGCACUUCCGCUCCAGCACAAUGCCAACUGACCACCAGCAAGUGCUCUGCACUCUCGCUGACCUCACCUUCUACAUCGACGAGCUCAUCGUCCACGUCCUCCACGACUUCGACAUCUACCACCUCAUCGUCCACGUCUUCCACGACUUCGACAUCCACCACUUCUACGACGUCUUCCACCUCCUCGACUGUGACUACGACCACACGUGCGACCAGCUCCUCGACAUCCUCGACCACUUCGUCUAGCACCUCAACUGCUCCUGUGCCGGCGAGCACCUUCUCCUACGGCGGUCAAGACGCUGGUUGCUAUGAGGAUACCGGCAGCACCGGCACCCGAUCGCUCAAUGCCUUGUCUUACACGAACGCUCAGAUGACGAAUGAGAUGUGCGCCAACUACUGUGGAAAGAACAACUACCCCUUUGCGGGCACUCAGUACUCCACCGAAUGCUUCUGUGGCUACAGUCUGCCUGUCACAAAGUCCAAUGCCUGCAAUAUGCCCUGUGGAGGAAAUUCGACAGAGACUUGCGGCGGAAGCUGGCUUCUCAACGUCACUCGUAACGCUGACAUCGACGUUCCUGACGCUGGCGCCCUCGGCUCGAGCUACAACACUACCGGCUGCUAUGCAGAGUCUACCAACGGCAGAAUCUUCUCAUCUUACUCCUUCACCAGCCCCACAAUGACCGUCGGCCUCUGCGCUUCUACCUGCUCGGGCAAAGGCUACGCCUACAGUGGAACAGAGUACGCUACCGAAUGCUACUGCAGCUCGUGGGCUCCUGUCACCAAAUCGACUGCUUGCACGAUGGCCUGCGGAGGCAACUCGGCACAAAUCUGUGGAGGCGGCAAUGCCCUCAGUGUUGUGCGUGAUACCAACAUUGCGACCUCCGGACCGACCUGCGGAGGUCUUCCCUCUGGCUACGUUGUCUGUGCCGAGGGUCAAACCGUCAAGGGUGGCGUCUGCGUUUGAGGGAUGAAGCUGAAGACGCCUUUCUUUGCUUGUCCGUCGUCCCGCUCUUGUGUCUGGGAUGACGCUGUGUCUACACUGUAUGUCGCUGGUAAACUUGCCUCACUCUGUUACCCCUUCUUAUUUCCGGAUCGUCUAAUACAAAAGCUUACC
Microstroma glucosiphilum is the source of this 2115-nucleotide messenger RNA. RefSeq names its product WSC-domain-containing protein. NCBI's taxonomy places the organism in Eukaryota, Fungi, Basidiomycota, Exobasidiomycetes, Microstromatales, Microstromataceae. The record is from RefSeq and is a predicted model, not a curated record. The coding region runs from base 1 to 1965 and encodes 654 amino acids. The transcript has 2 exons.